Fusarium keratoplasticum is the source of this 891-nucleotide messenger RNA. RefSeq lists its product as uncharacterized. NCBI's taxonomy places the organism in Eukaryota, Fungi, Ascomycota, Sordariomycetes, Hypocreales, Nectriaceae. The record is from RefSeq and is a predicted model, not a curated record. The coding region runs from base 1 to 891 and encodes 296 amino acids. The transcript has 3 exons.
AUGCGUUUCUUCACUGUCUCCGUUCUUGCCACCGCCGUCUCGGCCCACGGCGUUGUCAUGUCUGUUGAGGGCGCCAACGGUGUCUCCAUGCCCGGCCUGAGCAUCGCGGAUGGAACCCCUCGUGAUUGCUCCAGCAACAGGUGCGGCUCUCAGGCCGACACUUCCAUCAUCCGUGACCGCGAGAUUCGCAGCGGUGAAGCCAGUGCCCUUGGCCGGACCCAGGGCAAUGGUCCCGUUGACGCUUCCGUCAUGAUCUCCAACUUCCUUGGUACUGGCGGCAACGUCCCAACCAACAAUGGCUCCUCCGAGAGUGUGGGAGUUGAGGAUAACUUGUCCAACCUGCCCGGCGCGCGAAAGCACCGCCGACAGCUUGGCAACCUCCUGGGCGGUCUCUUUGGAGGCGGUGCCGCAGGAAGGGGUGGCGACAAGAACGAUGGCCCCCCCGAGGCUCGUGUUGCAGCCUCUGCCGGCGACGGUGCUUCCUCUGGCCUUCCCACCGCGUCGGAUGAUGGUGAAGUGACACUCACCUACAGACAGGUCAACCAAGAUGGCGCUGGCCCCAUGACCGCCGACAUCGAUGCUACAUCUGGCGGCACCGACCCGGACGCCUUCCAGUCGGCUGAGGUCACCCAGGACGUCCCCGGACUCGGUAUCCAGGGCCUGUCUCUGGCCACAAACACCGACUUCCCCCUCAAGGUGCGCAUGCCCGAGGGAAUGACCUGCGAGGGCAGCGUUGGAGGCGCCGAGAAUGUCUGCAUCGUCCGUGUUCGCAACGGCGCGGCUGCUGGUCCCUUUGGCGGUUCUGGUGCCUUCACACAGUCUGCUGCUGCGCGCAAGCGGGCCUUUGCCUACCGUCUCAAGAAGCGCAUGGAGAUUGCCCGCAAGAACUAG